Messenger RNA from Beta vulgaris subsp. vulgaris (sugar beet), 987 nucleotides. RefSeq names its product putative lipid-binding protein AIR1B. NCBI's taxonomy places the organism in Eukaryota, Viridiplantae, Streptophyta, Magnoliopsida, Caryophyllales, Amaranthaceae. The transcript has a single exon. The record is from RefSeq and is a predicted model, not a curated record. The coding region runs from base 58 to 453 and encodes 131 amino acids.
UAGCUUCCCCCUUUUAACAUCCCAAUCCAUCUCUCUCGUAAUCCUACUCAAAACACAAUGGCCUCCUCUAAGACCAACACAACACUAGCGCUAUUUCUUUUUCUCCUCUUCUCCACCAUGACCACCCAUGCAUGGAGUCCUUACACACCCAGUGUCCCUUCUGGAGGCGGUGGGGGUUCUUCGUCUAGGGGUACUUGUCCAAUAGAUACCCUAAAAUUAGGUGUAUGUGCCAACUUACUUGGCAACCUUCUUCAUCUCCAAAUAGGUACCCCUCCAGUUCAGCCAUGUUGCUCCUUGAUUCAAGGUCUUGUGGACCUUGAAGCUGCUGUUUGUCUUUGUACUGUAAUUAGAGCUAAUGUAUUGGACCUUAUCAAUCUUAAUUUGCCUGUUAAUUUAAGCUUGCUUCUCAACGUAUGUGGGAGGCAAGUUCCAAGAGGCUUCGUGUGUCCUUAAUUAAGGUAUACAUGGUUAGCUAAUUAAUACACUAUUUAAUCUACAAAUGGUGUGUCGAUGAGUUUAAAGUGUGUGUGGUUCAAUUUAUCAUUAGUAUAAUGCAAGUUUGGAUUUGUUGUAAGGUGGUUGGUUGGAGUAUGGUUUGAUAAUGGUGCGUUACGUUACUUUUGGAUGCAAAGAGAGUGCACGUUCAACUAUGAGGGUAACCGAAUUGUUUCUUCGUACACAAUCUUGAGAAUAAAAUCAGAAGAGAUGUAAUCUGUAGAAUUAAAGCUCAUAGUGUUACUAAGAUAAAUAGUAAAGAUAGUGUAUGGUGGGAAAGCCUAUGUAGUAGUGUGUAAUGGAUGUAACUAUUUAUUUCUAGCCUCCUUGUGAAGAAGAGUCCAACCUAGUUGGUUUGUUCUGAGCUUGGAGGUUGUAGUGUGUAUUUGCAUUGAUGAGCUUAUAUAUUUCUCUUCUUACUGGUUCAAAAAAAAAAUAAAAAAAAAUAAAAAAAUCUUGAGAAUAAAAUGGAAAGGAAAUUUGAAAAUCACA